Penaeus vannamei (Pacific white shrimp) is the source of this 1987-nucleotide messenger RNA. NCBI's taxonomy places the organism in Eukaryota, Metazoa, Arthropoda, Malacostraca, Decapoda, Penaeidae. The record is from RefSeq and is a predicted model, not a curated record.
AUGCUCAAUGAUGGCCACCCCAUGUUAGCACCAGCUACUUGGCGGGGAAUGAAAACGAAUAAAAUGGGACAGAUGGAUAUCCCGUUCGAGACUGAGGCUUUUUUACGGAACCGGCCAAAUAUUCCCCCAGGAGGGGCGCAGGGGGCUGGCGCAGGAGGCGUCGCGGGGGACUUACAUAUCGAGGAGGUUGACGGCGAGCGACAGCCACUGCACGGAGGUGAGGUGGUCGCCCCGGGGCAGCUGCGUGAACGACGGAAGCGCCCCCGUCACGCGCAUGCCGGAGUGAACGGCGGUCAUCCUGGCGAUCCUCACAGCGGCGCCUGCGAAGCGGAGGACCUCGGGCGUUCAGCGGAAGAACGGCGAGGAGGACGAGGCGAUGGCCGAAUCACAGGCAGAUGCACGCGCUUCGAGCUCUUGUUCCACGCGAAGGAACCCAAAACGGAAAAGACGGACGGAGAGGAAACACCGGCUCCCCUUCUCUUCUCGUCCGCCAAUCAAUGGACUCGUGAAGUGACUAGUCCGUCAGAGAACCAGGCGUCGGGCGAGGUAAACGAGAGUCCGCAGGAACAGGAGCGAAGCAGCAGGGAACACGCAGAAGGUGGCGACGGCGGCGUGGAAGCAGGAGUAGGAGUAGGAGUAGGAGUAGGAGUCUCUGCCAAGCUGGACGACGAUCGGCUACCCCGGAAUGCUGGUGACGCCCCUCGGCCGGCGGCGCGCGAGGCGGAGCGUGACCUCGCAGCGGCCCCGGAUCGGCACAGCAUCCGGAGAACAGCGGAAGCGGCCUCAUCGCCAUCCUCAUCACCGUCAUUAGCAUCAGCAGCAACAGCAAGAGCAGCACCAGCAGCAGCAACAGCCUGCACCACCCGGUCGAUGGCCAACAGAUGCGCAAAGUCUCUAACUGAACUCCUGAACCAGCACAAAGAACUUUUUGAAGGAGGAGAAGAAACCGUUGGACUUGUACCUGGAAUUAGCCACAAGAUUGACACUGGUGACGCCAAACCAGUCAGUAUCCGGCAAUGGAGACUGCCGCAAUCAACCCGACAAGCCAUCAGAGACCAGUGUGAUUCAAUGUUGGAUGCUGGAGUCAUUGAGCCCUCCACGUCACCCUGGCUAAGUCCAGUAGUGCUUGUGAAGAAGAAAGGAGGUGGUCUAAGGUUCUGUGUGGACUAUCGAGGUCUCAAUGCUGUAACGAAGAAAGAUGCUUAUCCUCUACCCCGCAUCAAUGAGCUGAUUGAUGAGUUAGGCCCAAUGGACACGUUUACCACACUAGAUGCUCGAGCUGCAUAUUGGAGUGUUGAACUGGAGACAACGGAUCGACCCAAAACUGCUUUUUCCGAUGGGUACCGCUUAUUUCAGUUCUGUCGACUCCCCUUCGGUCUAUCCACAGCUCCUACAACAUUUCAGAGAACAAUGAACAUUGUUCUGGCACCAGUACUUGGACGGCAUACAUUGGCAUACCUCGAUGAUGUGAUCAUCUACAGCCGAGGUUUUACUCAACAUCUCCAGCACCUCGCCGAGACCUUACAGCUUCUUUCUUCUGCUGGUCUUAAGCUUAACCCACAGAAGUGUCAAUUUGCUGCCAGUACUAUUGACUUCCUGGGCUUCACUAUCUCACCAGGAGGAGUGUCUCCCAACCAAGAAAAGGUAACUGCUAUAUCCAAGACUCCUGCACCACGCACUGUGAGGGAGGUACGCAGGUUUCUAGGAGCCACUGGGUUCUAUCGGAAGCAUAUUCCUGAUUAUGCAACGGUCGCAUCACCACUGCAUCUACUCUUAAAGAAAGGGCAGAAAUGGAUCUGGGGGCCGAACAACAGUCCGCUUUUGAAGAACUCAAGCUGCGCCUCACAACUGCACCAGUCUUGAGGCAGCCAGAUUUUUCAAGAGACUUUGAGCUACAUACUGAUGCUUCCAGUGUAGCCCUUGGUGCUUGCUUGAUGCAGAGAGAUGUGCACAACACGCCGUACGCCAUUGCUUAUUACAGCAGGAA